UUUCGUCAUUUUUUAGGGACCCAUUUUUCUCAUUCUUCAAACAAAAACCUAAAAAAUCGUUCUCGAAUGUAAAUGUCAGAUCUUGAUGAUACUUCAAUUUUCCUAUGAAAAAUCUUCACUAUACAAAAACCUCGCAAUUUGUCAAAUUUAUUUUUUGCUAUUUUUCUGACGUUGGUUCAGUACUAAUUAUAAUUUACAACUACAAAGGAAGCAUUAUGCCACCAUUUGAUUAUGCUUGAUACUAGGUAAGUUGAUAAAGAUUUGACAAUGGCGGACACAAAUUCGGUUGAAGUGAUUUUGGACUUUUUGAGGAGGAACCGGUUUACACGAGCUGAGGCAGCUUUGCGAAGUGAGCUCAAUAACUGUUCUGAUGUAAACGGGUUCCUUCAGAAGCUUACAUUGGAAGAAAAGAACUUGUGUGAUUUGCCGCAGAAUGAUAAGGGGAAGCUAGUGGUAGAAAAUCGAGGGUUGGAUUCUCGUCGUGAUAGUGUUGAAGUUUCUAAAGAACUGAUUGUGAAGGAAAUUGAGUGUGGUACCGGUAGAAAUACUACUACUGAGAACAAAUGGAAAAAUGCUACUCCAGCUGAGGAAAGGAAUAAAUCUAAUGAAGUGGUUGGAACGAGUGGCACAAAUUUCACUUUCUUGAAGAGUUCAGAGGACAGCGUGUUUGAUUUACACUCAUGGAAGAUCAAUGGUCCUAGUGAGCCAUACCAAAAUGAUGGUGGAAGCAAGGCUAAUAAUACUCUGAAGGCUUCACUAUCUCAGCAAGCGAAAAAUCAAACAAGUGAAGCCUUUGAUGCAGCCAACAGUAAUGCAAAAACUGGGGAGGAAAGUAAUGUGCCUGCCGAGAAAAAACCCUCGUGGACUGGAAGUAGUGGUAAAGCCUCGACGGAACCAAAGUUUAACCUUAUGCAAAACAAAGAGUCUAGGGAAAUUGAUCGGCAGCAACUUAAGUUUAAUAGUUCAUCACAUAAAGAGAAUUUGGCAGAUAAUGUCUUGUCAAGAGCUGACGAGAAUGCGAAUUCAUCUUCCGACGUAUGGAAAGAUUGUUCCAUCAAGACUGUUUUCCCUUUCUCAAAGGGGGAUGUGUCUACGUCUACGAGCUACAGCGGUUCAACUUAUUCGGAAAAAAUAGAUGAAAAGAGAAAGCCAGAAAUCAGUGAUGCGAGGGCUUAUAUAAAAGAGCAGGUGGAUGAAGUCGGGAGAGCUUUUUACUUGGGGAAGUUGCAAGGAAGUUCGGAACCGAAUAAUAUUGAUGGCUUAAGUUUUCCUCUUGCACCGGAGAAGCAGAAGGAAGAGUAUCCAAGGCUUCCUCCUGUAAAAAUUAAGUCAGAAGAUAAGCCCUUGACUAUUAAUUGGGGCGAGAAGUUUGACUCCGAUGGAUUGGCUGCAAAGCUCGCAAGUGCUGACAGCACUUUACUUAUUGGAUCAUAUCUUGAUGUCCCUAUUGGACAAGAAAUCAAAACCGCAGGUAUGAGGAAGGCUACAGGAGGUAGUUGGCUGUCCGUAAGUCAAGGAAUAUCGGAGGAUACCUCUGAUCUUGUAUCUGGUUUUGCUACAGUUGGUGAUGGGUUGAGCGAAUCUGUUGAUUACCCAAAUGAAUAUUGGGACUCUGAUGAAUAUGACGACGACGACGAUGUUGGAUACAUGAGACAACCUAUUGAGGAUGAGGCCUGGUUUUUAGCUCACGAAAUCGAUUACCCUAGUGACAAUGAAAAAGGGACCGGGCAUGGAAGUGUUCCUGAUCCUCAAGAAAGAGGUCCUUCCAAAGAUGAGGAUGAUGAUCAAUCUUUUGCCGAGGAGGAUUCUUACUUCUCUGGGGAGCAAUAUCUUCAAGCAAAAAAUGUUGAGCCGGUCAUAGCUUUGGACGAUCCUAUCGGUAUAACGGUUACUAAUAUGUACGGAAGGGCUAAUGGUAAUGAUUUAAUGGCUCAAUAUGAUGGAGAAUUGAUGGAUGUAGAAGAACUGAAUCUGAUGCAUGCAGAACCUGUUUGGCAGGGCUUUGUCCCUCAGACAAAUGAUCUAAUCAUGCUGGGAGAUGGGAAGGUUCUGAAUCAUAGUGGAAGAUCACGACUUGAGGAAAUCGAAGACGAUCAACACGGUUCUGUUAGGUCAAUCGGGGUGGGGAUCAACAGUGAUACUGCUGAUAUUGGCAGUGAAGUGCAUGGUAGUGAAGGGGAUUUAGAAUAUUUCCGUGAUCGUGAUAGUGUGUUUGGGGGAUCCAAACAUUCUCAUCGUGAUUUCAUUAAGUCUUCUAUGGACAAAUCGUUCAAAAACAAGAAGAAAAAUGACGAGAUCGAGUCGAAUAAAUAUGUCAUUGGGGGUCAUAAAGAUGCACACUCGCAAAUAAAAACGCAUACCGAUGUCAACUUUUCAUUUCCUCAAUCUCUUAAAGACAGCCAGAUGAUUCAGGGUGGGUCCAGUAAGUCGCCAUGGUCAAAUAAUUGCAACGCUGACGAAACCGAUGAAUGUAUUAAUGCUUUUGUGGGAUCUGAUGAAAUGCUUUCCUCUUGGAGGCAGAAGAGUAGUGAUUCUUCGCCCGAUAAAAGUUCUAGGGAUGAUAAUAAUGCUAAUGCGAUUAGAUCCUCAAACUCUUCCCCAACUACGGUCUCAAAUUAUGGGUAUGCUGAUAAAGGGGAUGUCAAGCUAGAAAAGGAAGAAGAAGAGGUUGACAUUACAAGGGACGAUGAUUUAGGUGUAUCACAAGAGGAUGAAGAGAUCGCUGCGGUGCAAGAGCAGGUAAGGCAAAUAAAGGCACAGGAGGAGGAAUUUGAAACCUUCAAUCUAAAGAUUGUGCACAGGAAAAACAGAACUGGCUUUGAGGAGGACAAGAAUUUCCAUGUUGUUUUAAAUUCUGUAAUAGCUGGCCGCUAUCAUGUCACUGAGUAUCUGGGAUCUGCUGCAUUUAGUAAAGCUAUACAAGCGCAUGACCUGCACACAGGUGUAGAUGUUUGUAUUAAAAUUAUAAAGAACAACAAGGAUUUCUUUGAUCAAAGCCUUGAUGAGAUCAAACUUCUCAAGUAUGUCAAUAAGCAUGAUCCUGGAGACAAGUAUCACAUUUUGCGGUUAUAUGAUUAUUUCUAUUAUAGAGAACAUUUGUUGAUAGUAUGUGAACUACUCAAAGCCAACUUAUACGAGUUUCAUAAAUUUAACAGAGAAUCAGGAGGGGAAGUUUACUUCACAAUGCCAAGAUUGCAGUCUAUUACCAUUCAAUGUUUGGAAGCACUUCAGUAUUUACAUGGCCUUGGACUAAUACAUUGUGACUUGAAGCCGGAGAAUAUUUUGGUUAAAAGCUAUAGCAGAUGUGAGGUGAAGGUCAUUGAUCUUGGAAGUAGUUGUUUCGAGACAGAUCACCUUUGCUCGUAUGUUCAGUCAAGGUCCUAUCGUGCUCCCGAGGUUAUUAUGGGGCUUUCAUAUGACAAGAAGAUUGAUAUUUGGUCCCUUGGAUGCAUCUUGGCAGAACUUUGUACCGGAAAUGUCUUAUUCCAAAACGAUUCUCCAGCGACAUUACUAGCCCGGGUAAUUGGAAUCAUCGGUCCAAUUGAUCAAAGUAUGCUAGCGAAAGGACGGGAUACAUAUAAGUACUUCACAAAAAAUCACAUGCUUUAUGAGAGGAAUCAGGAAAGCAACAGGUUAGAAUACCUGAUUCCAAAAAAGACAUCCUUGAGGCAUAGAUUACCAAUGGGGGACCAAGGCUUCAUUGACUUUGUUGCUCAUUUGCUUGAGGUUAACCCGAAGAAGCGGCCUUCUGCAUCCGAGGCUCUAAAGCACCCAUGGUUAUCAUACCCUUAUGAACCAAUAUCAUCUUAAAAGUAUUCGUCGAUUUUUAUUCACUUGGUGAUUAUGUCGAUACUACCUUAAGUUGGUUAGUUUAAAAUCAUUGAAAGGGAAGGCACCACCUUUGCAUCCAUGCUGCUUUUCAUUAUCAAAAUUUUAAAGAUGAUAUGGAAAGAGUUGUGCACUUUCACAUUCCUGCAUAAUGAAUUGAAAGUUUUUUUUAUUUCGUGGGUAAUUCUCGUCUUUCCUCCGUCUCAGAAAUUGUUUUCUUGUUAACCAGGGUCAAGGAUGUAAUUUUAGAACAAGAUAUGAUGUAAUGUUAGGCUUUUAGUCUUUGUUUUUGUGUGAUGGAAAGGGAAGUCCUUGAAAUCUUGGUUGUACAUGAUGUGGGAUAAUUCUUUUUAGUCUAUUUAUUUAGUAGUGUUUUCUUAGGUAGCUACUUUUAAGAUUUUGCAUGGAGUUGAUAUGGAAAUGGAUUCCCCAUUGUAACCGCGUCACGAAGUUAUCGAUUUGAUCUGUCUUAUUUAAGUCUACCAUUGACAGUGUUUAAAACCGAUUUAGUAAAUCUGUAAUCUGAACCGUCCAAUCUUAAGUCAGUGGUUGAGAUUAAUUGUUGCGGGAACUUGUGAGCUUUACUAAUGCAGGGAAUCCAAGUCCUUUGGUUGAUGCUACUAUUGUUGGAAGACAAGUUAAAAGCAAAGCUAAAGACAUUGUUUGACUCAUUGACAUGUCAUUUGAUGGUGUAUUUGAGAUGCUAGAUUUUUCUUUCUUUGGUUGGGAGCAACCAAAAUGUAUUUUGAUGAUGUAAUGAAGUUUCAUUUAGUUUAUUAUGCUAUGGAUAAGGUAGUAAAUGGAUUUAAUAUAAGUAUGAUAUGUGGAUGGGGUCUUUUGAUUGUGGUUACAAAUUAUUUGAGUAACUCUGAGCAACAAGAAUUUAUGAAUUUGAUGUUC
This is a messenger RNA of Cicer arietinum (chickpea), 4728 nucleotides long. Lineage: Eukaryota; Viridiplantae; Streptophyta; Magnoliopsida; Fabales; Fabaceae. The record is from RefSeq and is a predicted model, not a curated record.